CCUGACCCUCCAUCGCCACGAUGGCUGAGGAGCGCAACACGCUCACCUGGCCCUCCAUCGAGCAGCUUCCCAGGGCGGUGUGCUCCAAGAUCGCCCGCUUCUUCCAAGUCGCCGAGCUUGCCGCGACUGUCAUCCAGCGGCGCCGCCGAGGGCGACCUUCGCCGCUCGACGGCAAGGUUACGCUUAAGGGCGGGUAUCGGCAAUCCCUCCACCGUCUUUGCACGCUGUGCCCUGUGGCUGCUUCCGAGAAGCUCGACGGUACCAACGUCGGCAAGCUGCGAUGCGGCACACUGCUCGGCCGUCGCCUCACGAUUGAGCAGACAGCCACCAGCUACCAGAGGUGCGACCUCACCAGCCUGCGUGAGGUGGACGUCGACGCCGCCAUCGGCGAGCUCGUUUCGCUCGCCACCGGCGAGACUGGCACUGAGCCCGUGCGUGCCGCGAUCUACGGCGAGCUCAUGUGCAACGUCGGGCUCUUCAACUACAAGGCAAACGGCCUGGCGAAGUCCUGGCAGGCGUUUGGCGCGGUGCUCGAGUUUGCGAGCGAGGAGGUCGCGGCUGCCUACGCGACAGCCGCGUCUGCGUCGGGACUCGCGUGCACUCUCAGUGGCGACCGCGCUGUUCGAAUUGGCAACAACGAGGCCUUUGGCGAGGUGCUCAGGCGCCACCGAGUGCCUGUCAUUGCGACAGUGGCCUUUGGUUCGCUCUGUGAAGCGAUUUCGAGCCAGCGCGCAUGGAUGACUGGCGAGCACGGCGAGGGGCUCGUGCUCAGCAUCCAGAAGGCCGGCAGGAGCUCCGCGUACAAGUGGAAGAUCUCACGCGAGCCGCAGCCGGCCGCAGUCUCCGAGCUGACCGAGCUUCUCGAGGCGUUCGCCAACGGCGCCGGCGGCAAGGCGGUCCUCAUCGAUCAGUCGAUCCACGAGAUGAUUGGCAACCUCCACGCCGUCUCGACGCACGUCGACAGCGCGCGUGCGCCCGCGGCCACGAAGCAAAAGAAGGAGGCGAGGCAAGCGGCCGUCGACACAGAGGCUGUCGCGCAGGCGAUCGCGUCCGCCCUGACCAAGUUCGACGCCCUGGAGGUGACCUUCGAGGCCGAGGGCAAGCAGGCGCUGAACAAGCUCGCCGAGCGGCUAUGCGCCGAAGUCCUCUCCGACCCCGAUCUCGCCACCGGCGAUGCCGUUGCCGACGAGGCCGCGGCGCGCGAGCAGGUGAAGGUCAGCGUGAAGCGCCACGUCGGGCAGGCCUUUGGCGCGUGGCAAAAGAGCCGGCACACCCCGGGGUGACGACAGUGAUAGGUCUUGAACGUGGUCACACAGUCAGUCUGGGGCGAGGGUGGGCGAGACGAUCGGAGGGGUCCCGUACCAUGCGGAAUCGACCCUAUCAAGUGCUC
Molecule: messenger RNA, 1390 nt
Organism: Emiliania huxleyi CCMP1516
Lineage: Eukaryota; Haptophyta; Isochrysidales; Noelaerhabdaceae
Exons: 1
Coding region: 21-1283 (420 amino acids)
Source: RefSeq, a predicted model, not a curated record